UAAGCGGCGCCUGGUUGACAUUGUUGUUGUUAUGAGUAAAUGAGAAGCUCAUUUUUGGGAUUAAUCUCCUUCUGUCACGUUUUCUGUAUAUUAACGGCGACCGAAGCUCGUGGUCACACAAUUGUGGACGUUACAACUGAGAGACAAACUGCCGGAAAACGAUCAAGGAGAGAACGGGCACCGAGGCCGCUCAGGUUGUCACUGAGUGCUGACCCUAUCAGAGGAGAGAAGGCCCCGCCCCUCCCCCCUCCCACAGCCCAGUCGGGGGGGAGUCUGACUUCAUGAUCACAUGACGGUGGACAUGGACGGCGUCCUGUCCAACUUCGUCCGCUCCACGGGGGCGGAGCCAGGGCUGGCCCGGGACCUACUGGAAGGUAAGAACUGGGACCUCCCGGCCGCCCUGAGUGACUUCCAGCAGCUGCGGCAGGCGCACGCUGGGAGCCUGUCCCGCGCUUUACGCCCCCUGCAGGAGAAGGAGGUGGCCAGGGUGGGGAGGCCCGUGCUCCAGCGUCAGGAUGACGUUGUGCAAGAGAAGCGUCUCUCCCGGGGCAUCUCCCACGCCAGCUCCGCCAUCGUGUCCCUGGCCCGCUCGCAGGUGUCCGCGCCGGGGGGCGGGGGGGCCGGCCUCAGCGAGCCCCCCCCACUGGAGACGCCGCUCUGCACCUUCCAGCUGCCCGACCUCACCGCGUUCCAGGACGACUUCCGCGGCUUCCUGGAGCGCGACCUCAUCGAGCAGUCCAUGAGGGCGGCGCUGGAGCAGGCUGGUCGGCUGAACUGGUGGACCCGUGUGGGAGCCAGCUGUCAGAGCCUGUUGCCCCUGGUGACCAGCGGGGACGGAAACUGCCUGCUGCACGCGGCCUCCCUGGGGAUGUGGGGGUUCCACGACCGGAACCUGAUGCUGCGGAAGGCCUUGCACGCCCUCAUGGACCAGGGCGAGGAGAGGGGGGCUCUGCAGCGCAGGUGGAGGUGGCAGCUGACCCGGCAGAACAAGGAGUCAGGCCUAGUCUACACAGAAGUUGAGUGGCAGAAGGAGUGGAACGAACUUCUGAAGCUGGCCUCCUGUGAACCACGGAUACACUACAACGGCAGCCUCAGCGGGGUGGAGCCCCCAGAGGAGCCGGUGUAUGAGAGUCUGGAGGAGCUCCAUGUCUUCGCCCUGGCCCACGUGCUGAGGAGGCCCAUCGUGGUGGUGGCCGACACCAUGCUCAGAGACUCCGGAGGAGAGGCGUUCGCGCCCAUCCCGUUCGGCGGGAUCUUCCUGCCCCUGGAGGUGCCGGCCGCCAAGUGCCACCGCUCGCCGCUGGUCCUGGCGUACGACCAGGCCCACUUCUCCGCCCUGGUGUCCAUGGAGCGGCCGGACAGCGCCAAAGAGCAAGCGGUGAUCCCUCUGCUGGACUCGGAGCACCGGUUGCUGCCUCUUCACUUCGCCGUGGACCCCGGGCCAGGCUGGGAGUGGGGCCAGGACGACGGAGACAACGUGAAGCUGGCCAGGGUCACCUUGUCCAUGGAGGCGAAGCUCCACCUCCUGCACAGCUACAUGACCGUCACCUGGCUGCCCCUGCCCUGUGACACACAGGCCCCGCUGGCCCAGCCGGACUCCCCCACUGCCUCCGCGGAGGGCCACGCCCGCUCCCCCCCCGAAUCGGGCGAGUCCGACAAGGAGUCCGUCUGCAGCGUCUCCAACGGCAACGGCGGGGCCAAUGGGAGCGGGGGGGCGGCGGCCGAAUCCUCCAGCUCCGCCUCCAGCUCCAGCACCUCCUCCAGCUCAGGAGGCGCAGGCGCGGGGGACAGGGAGAAGAAGAGGGCCGAGUCCGUGGCCAACAAGCUGGGCAGCUUGGGCAAGACCCUGGGCAGCCGGCUGAGGAGGAACGUGGGCGGGCUGAUGACGGGCGGGGCCAAGGGGGCGGGCGACGGGCAGGAGAAGAAGAAGAAGCAGAAGAAGAGGGGAUCGCUGAAGGGGGGGAAGGACGGCGUGGGCGUGGGCGUGGGCGUGGGCGUGGGCGUGGGCGGGGGUGUGGGUGGGGGCGGGGGUGUGGACGCUCACACUGGCUCUGUGGGCGUGUCCGGCCCGGAGGACUCUGGGAAGGGCUCUCCGGCGUUGGGCCCCGGUCGGUACGGGCCGGACGUGCGGCAGAGUGCCGGGGCCAUGCGGGCGGCCAUGCAGGGCCACAGGACGCGCCUCUUCGCCGGCCUCCUGGCCUCCGGGGGGCGCCAGCCCUUCCAGGAGGAGAUGAUCCAGGCGUACCUGGCCGAGGCACGCCGCCGCUUCCUCUGUGAGCAGCAGGCCCGCCCGGAGCCGGCGCCCGCCGGCGUGUACCGCUGCCACGACUUCACGCCCAAACCCUACGCCAUCCCCCGCCCCUCCCUCAUAGAGCCCGCCCCCGCCCCCGCCCCGGAGCCGCGCGGGCAGCUGGCCGGGGCCGGCCUGUCGUACGCCAGCCUCCCGCGCCACCGCCCCCUGCAGGCCGCUCAGUACCUGAUCCCCGCCUCCUCCCUGCCCCCCGGCCCCGCGCUCCCCCGGGGCCCCGGCCCCCUGGACUUCCUGUCGCCCGGGGCCCGGCCCUGCUCGCUGGGCAGCGCAGCGGGGCUGCAGUCCUGCAGGACGCCCGCCUGCAGCUUCUACGGCCACCCGGAGACGGGGAACUACUGCUCCUGCUGCUACCGCAACACGCUGAAGAGGAGCACCUCCCAGGCCCCCCUGCACCUGGUCUGAGUCCCCCUGGGCUCCGUCCACCCUCUCAACUGCCCUCUUUCUUACUUUUUCACUAAGCUACGGCCCUUUGGACACAGGGACGUGCUGACUGCCUUCUUUACGGAGGGAGAGGGCAGACCUGCAAUAAGAACUACAAUGAUUAGCCUGGUUUUUAGCCGUGGGUAUAACAGGGGACAUGUUUUGCUAUCGGGAGGGUACAGGUUGCAAAUCUGUUUCUCUCCAAAUUAUUUAUAGAUCGAUUGAUUUGAAUUAAAUUUAUUUGGUUUGUAAUUCAACCUUAAUGACGGUCUUCAAAAAAAAAAUCCCACUACUUCAUCGACCUCCUUCCCCCUCGGGAGCUCAGCCAAUCCGAAUCCAGCACCUUAUUUCUCGAGCAUUAUCCAUGUGCUGGGUCCGACUGAUGCGUUAUUGCUGCACUCUGCUGCCACCAGGUGGGAAAACGCAGCAACAACAGCCCAAUGUUCAGAAUUUAGAAUGGGCCAGGAAUGGGUAGUGUUGGGUUAUUGUCUCUCAAAUCUGGCACCUAGAAUUUGACUGAAUUUCAGCUCAGACGGUGACUUUUGCACUUAUGAGGGGUCGUCAGAAAUAUACUGGAUCUGACUCAUGAUUCUAAACGAUUGUUUCGCUCUGGGAGAAUUGGAACAGUUUCCAAUGUGUGUCUCGAAAGAGAGUUUGUGCUUGAAAAAUGUUGAUGCAGAGGGUCGUCAACCGUGGUCCUUCAUGGCAGCCGUCUGUUGUUUUGUUGUUGUAAUUCGGCUGCUGUUUGUUCAGUCAAACCAGUCAAAAAAUAAUAAUUUAUAAAAAUCUCUCUGCACAAAGCAAGCACUUUCAGACUGAGAUCUGCGGGUAGAAAUUUGCGUUUGGUGGCGAAAUGUGGUUUGAGUUGGAAUAAAAACCGACGGAUAAAGACGCCCUCUGGUCGCCGUGUGUGGAACUGCAGUUCCCUUGGUAUAAACCUCAGUCCGCCCCGUUUGGAGUUUUCGUUCAGCGGAAAGAGUCCAGCCAGCUCCAUAUUGACGGUGAUAUCAGCGACCGAAGUUUGUAAUGGUCGGAGAGAGGCUACGCAAAGCUUAAAAAUCAGUCAAUGUGUACCCUCGCUGAACCAACACACACACACACACACACACACACACACACACACACACACACUGCUCAUGUCCCUCAGACAUAAAUUGAUGUAUGCAAGAAUCAUUAUGUGGCUUUGACCUCGCACAGAAGCAAUAGAAAAUGCGUGUGACUGCUCAUUUGGGGGUGGUGGGUAGAGGGCCGAGGACAUUGUCGAGGUGGAGAGACCCCAGAAAAUAUUCCCGCAUUUCUGAAACGUAGGUCGGAUUGGGUGGAGCCUCCCUGCUGGGUUUCAGUGCAUGGCGGAGACCAAACCCAACAACCCAAAGAAACAAUUUUAUCGCAAAACAAGUUGACUUGAAAUGCAGUGUGUUCUGAAAGAUAUAUUUUCUUAAAAUGGAUGCAGACUACUAGGUUGUCCAACGAGUGUGAGUGUUUUCACUGAUGUGUAUAAUCUGGACUCGUCGCUAAAACCAUGUACAUUAGCAAGACAUGUUUAGCAUUGCUGUUUAGUUGAGUUUUUAUCUUUAAAUUGAUUCAGUGUUUUGUGUUUUUUUAUUUUUUUCAUUUUAGCCAUAGCUUCGUGUUCAUCUUCAUCUUCAUCUUCAAAGUGUCUGCGAUUGUAUUUCUGAAUAAUACAUCAGACUGGUGGGCGCUCUCAUAGUUCUCAUAGUUCUGUGCGUGCUCGUGGCUUUGUGCAUUAAUCUGUCCAACACCCAAAAGUUCAAGUGUACAUUUAUUCGAAUGCAGUGGUGAAACGGAUGGGAAAUCAAAAGUGUGAUGAUGAUGAUGAUGAGAUGCGAUAUACUUCUUAUUCCUGUGUGUGUGUGUGCGCGUGGGUGCGCGAGUGCGCGCGCGUUUUUUUCUCUCUUCUACCUAACCUCACAUUUUCCACCUACUCCAAGCUUUGGGACUCCUACAAGACUGCAAAAGGUUAUUUUUUUUGUAUUUAAAAAAGGAUAGAGAUUGUACAAAUCUGUAUCUUUUAGUUAUUUUUUUAAAUCUAACGUUUUGCAAUGUUUUUAAAUAUCGAUUAGAAUGUAUGUUCCUGUACUUUUUUUUUUUUUUUCUAAAAGCAAACUUCAAAGAGCCUGGAUUUGUGAAGGAAAUGCUCAUUCGUCUGCGUUCUCCUUCUGUUGUACAACGCAGGAUCUUCAACGUUGGGGUUUCCCGGGAACAAACUCCAUUAACUCACAAAACUGGUUUAAGAAUUUAUAUUUAUAGUCACAAUUUUCUGAAUAUUCUAUUGGGAAUGUUCCGUUUAACGAGGGUGUUCCUUUCCUGCGCAGGUCAUUUGUCAAAGUUUUCUUUUUAUUAUUAUUAUUAUUAUUAUUAUUAUUAUUAUUAUUAUUAUUAUUAUUUUAUUAUUAUUAUUAUUUACUUUCACUCUUUUAUUUUUAAGAUAGUCAACUACCACGGUAAUAUCGAGUGUAAUAUGUAAUGUGGUUGGGUUUCGCAGAAAAUAGUAUUUCUAUCCAUGCCUGUGGAAUGGAUUUUUAUUUUAUUUAUAUAGUUUGAAUCGUUUUAUUUCUACAUAAGAUUAAUUUAUGCACUGUUGUGGCCAAAUGGGACUACGUCUUGUUUUUACUAAGCUUAACGAGCAAUAAUGGGGUACCGUGGCGAUUGGAUUUGCUGAUCAAAGAGCCACCAAACCGCCAAAACUACCGUAAUUUAACUAUGUGGUUAUUUAACUCACCGGCCGCACGGCAAUGUAUUCGGUUGGAAAGAACACCUAUUGUAUGUCCUCAAACUGUUUUUGCACCGUUUAAAUAAAUUGUUUUAUUUCA
Messenger RNA from Conger conger (European conger), 5565 nucleotides. Its product is annotated as OTU domain-containing protein 7B-like. Lineage: Eukaryota; Metazoa; Chordata; Actinopteri; Anguilliformes; Congridae. Gene Ontology annotation, molecular function: zinc ion binding; K63-linked polyubiquitin modification-dependent protein binding; DNA binding. The record is from RefSeq and is a predicted model, not a curated record. Gene Ontology annotation, cellular component: nucleus; cytoplasm. The transcript has 12 exons. The coding region runs from base 290 to 2713 and encodes 807 amino acids. Gene Ontology annotation, biological process: protein K63-linked deubiquitination; protein K48-linked deubiquitination; protein K11-linked deubiquitination.